AUACAUGUGUAGGCAUGCACAUGUUUUAGACAGUAUUUAAAAAACCUAAUGUUACGAAACUAUCAAAUUCAUCCGAACCCCACUCAAACAGUAGUUAAAGGUUUAUUAAAUUAUUUUUCUGUCAUUUGUAAAAGUGUUAAGAUGGUGAUCACAGUGCAAAACGUUAUUACCAACGUUAAGCUAAUUAAAGCGAUAAAUACAGAAGUCGAGUGGAAAAUCGAGAAUUAUGAUGCAAAUCGAAAGUUCACUGAAGAUCUAGAGUUACCUUGUGGUGUCGCAAUUCAUUUAGAAAUCCGAGGAAGCCAAUACAAUUUUGUGAAAAGAUCUCUCUUCAUUCAACCAUUUUAUAAGAUAUCAUUUGGAGAAUCUGAAGUUGAAGCGCUUAAAAUUAGUUUUAAAGAAGCGAAAUCAAACGCUUUUUGCGAAAUUGGAUUCGUUUCACCAUCUGAUGAAGUGAAAUGUGCUGGAGAAGAAUUUUUGAACCAUAAAGAUCUUAAAAGUUGCCUUGAAGAUGGAAAUUUAACGAUCAUUGUUCAAGUGGUUGGUCUCUCUAAAUGUUCUUCAUCAGAACUUGAAACAAGUUUAGAGAAUCUUCUAAAAGGCAAUAAACUUAUUGAAGAUUUGAAUGAAUUUGUUGGUCAAAAUCAGAUUUCUGACUUCACAUGUCACGUUGAUGACUUCGACUUUCCAAUUCACAAGAUGAUGUUGGCGGCGAGAAGUCCAGUGUUUUAUAAAAUAUUUACUGAAGACUUUAAACAUAAAAAGAGAGGAAACAUAAACGACAUUUCGAAAGAAGCUUUUGAGGCUUUUCUGCAUUUCAUAUACACUGGAAGAAUUAACAGAUUUGAUGAACAUGCAGAAGAACUUUGGAAGAUGGCAAACAAAUAUGAAGUUAGUGAUCUUAGAACAGCAUGUGAAUUAUAUUUUCUUCAGAAUUCAAAAGCAAAAGUGGAAGCUUCAUCAAACGAAACAAAUCAUCAAUUUGGAGAAUAUUUACCAAUCGAUGAACCUGACACUAAGGAAGAUUCCAAUCAUGUUGAUGAUACUUUUCCACUAAAAACAAAUCAAAACGAAUAUUUCAAGAACGGAAAUGAUAAAACAAAACUGUUGAAGAAAACUAAGAAAGUCAAAAUUAGAACCCAGAAAAUUGAAAUGAAAAAAUUAAAAACAGUAAACAAGCAGGAAUUUGGUUUUUUUGAAGAAAUGUUUCUGUCAAUCCUCACAUGUUUCUUUUAAUGGUUUAUGAAAUGACACAAUUUAUUGUUAUGAGAUAAUGAAAAUUUAGAAACUCAUUAAAUUUAAUUAUUGAAAAAUUAUUCUUCGAUUUUGAUUAAAGUUUCGAGUAGCUCAAGAUUUGCUGCGAAAUGUUUCUCUUCAAAAUUUUUCAUGGUCUCAAUAUGUUUUGCACGUUCUUCGGCCCAACGUGAGCGAUGAAAGUCUAAAAGUUUUUCUUUUGUCCAAAUUUCUGAGUCAAUUGCCUUGUCAAGAUCUUUUAUAUCCACUUUUGACUCUUUUCGUGGAAUUACAGGUUUUGUUGAUUUACGAAUACGUAUUUUGGGCAUUUCAACAACAUCACCUUCCUCUACAGUUUGAAUGUUAAGAGUGUCUGGUGAAAAUUCAUGUUUAAUGGGAAGUGCACUCCGUGGCUGAUUUUCCAUCCAAGCGCGACACAAUGGAUAAAGCGGCGAGUCUUCAGAAAAUCUGGCCAGAUUAACACUUCGAUCAAAAAGCUUCAUAAUGUAUGAUGGUUGUGCUACUGGCUUAAUAGGUUUCACUAAUUUUUGCUCUUUAAUAACUGGAGAAUCUUCCUUUUCAGCUUUAACUGAUUUUUUUCUUCGAACUUCUGUCUCUGAUUCUUCAGACGACUCUUGUUGUUCUUUUUCCUUCUCCUGUUCAGUUUCCACCUUUUCCAAUGCUUUAUUAAGCUUAGAACGAGCUUCAGUUUUAGAUUUGCUUUCUUCAUGUUCUUGUUUUACUGCCGCACUUCGGCCUUAAUAAAUCACUUCUCGUUGACAUUUUAAAGUUUGCUUACGAUUAAUUUAACUCUUUUAAUUGUAGAUUGACUUUUCUAAACACAAUUUUCCAAGAAUUUUCUUUA
Messenger RNA from Clunio marinus, 2098 nucleotides. Lineage: Eukaryota; Metazoa; Arthropoda; Insecta; Diptera; Chironomidae. The record is from the annotation of a GenBank genome assembly.